This is a messenger RNA of Misgurnus anguillicaudatus (oriental weatherfish), 7551 nucleotides long. RefSeq names its product adhesion G protein-coupled receptor L1. Gene Ontology annotation, cellular component: plasma membrane; presynaptic membrane; axon. Gene Ontology annotation, biological process: cell surface receptor signaling pathway; heterophilic cell-cell adhesion; adenylate cyclase-activating G protein-coupled receptor signaling pathway. Gene Ontology annotation, molecular function: latrotoxin receptor activity; carbohydrate binding; G protein-coupled receptor activity. The record is from RefSeq and is a predicted model, not a curated record. Lineage: Eukaryota; Metazoa; Chordata; Actinopteri; Cypriniformes; Cobitidae.
GAGAGAGAGAGAGAGAGAGAGACUCCUGGUCACGCCUGCCGCAUCCAGCGCAAAGGGGAAUAGCAUUUGUUCCCCGACAGGAACCAUCCACAAUGAACUGAUUUUGCUUAUUUUUUUAUCAAAACGCCGAGGGCCAUGUUUUUCGUUCUCGACGUAUAGUGUCGUCGCCGUGUGUCUUUGCUGUAUGCAGCGGCGGAAUCCACGACAGCCGCAUCUUCCAUUGAUCUGUUGAUAUCUGCUGGGAUCUUCUGCAUCUGGAAAAGCCUUCCUAAACGCGCUCCUUUAUUGCCACCAUAACAUCUGGCCGCGAUCACGAGCUCUUCUCAGCUGAGCUCCAUCGAUUGUGUUAUUAUAAAAACAAAGAAUUCGUCGCCCUGUAACCUGGUGACUGUGGAUGCUAAUGUAGCGUUAUUUCAUUUAUAUAUAAACGCCAAAAAGGUUUCUACUUAUCGCGUAAGUGUGCUAUUUAUUCAUCAGCCAUCGUUCUGCGCAGGCCGUGGAUUUCUUCACGGUUGUCCACGAGGGGUUUCUACGUUUAUUAUCGGGGAUGUUGUUGUUCAUUCGUUUUAUUUGUUACGGAUGAAAGCCGUUGUUGUCGCUGUUCGAUUCAUGUGGACGGGGAGAGGCGUCGAAUAGAUUUUCUGCGUCCGCAUCCAUUGACGCGCAUUAUUUUACCUCAGCUCAGUCUUCUAGUAAUUAUUAACACUUUUUUUAUUUUCCAUGAAAAUUACCAGUGCAUCAGAAAACAAUCAGCCCUGGAUGUGUUGCCGUGGACGGGGAGCGGCGCCAGGCAGGAAUUUAUGACGCAAAUAUUUUUACCUCAUCUCAUUUUUAUCUUCACGAUGUUGCACUUAUUAUUUUAGUUUUCAGUUUUCGAAAUCGACAUCCCCGUCCAUCAGAAGAAGAUCAUUCUCAGCUCAUCGUCUUUUUGCAAUACCCUUGACGAUCAACAGUUCAUCUCUUGAAGGCGACAUGCCUCUAAAUCAGCACCAUUGAUCCGGAGCGGUUCGGCAUAAUCGAACCGAAUUAUUUCUCUUCCGCUCAUGAUGACUAAUAAACCGAAUCAUUUCUUAUCUACAGUGAUGGAUGCUUAAUUGUAAUUUUGUCUUAUUGACAAGAUCAGGAGACUGUGUUCAUAUUGGAUAAUUCCAUUUUCCGAUUUUUAUCUAUUCCUACUCCUACUGUACGCGUUACACUCAAGCGACAAUCUUUAGGUGGAGUUUUUUUAUCGUAAUAUCAUGUUAGGCCCUUUAUUCGUCUGGAAGAUGGCAGCUGAUUAAAUUUUAAUCUUGAUGCAUUCUGGCGACACGGGAGGAAAAGAGGAGAUCAGAUUGAAUCGGGGAGGAGUGGAGAGAGAAGAGGAGAGAAUGUAGGUUGGAUACGGCAAAAGCAUAAGGUAAAUCUGACUUUAGAGGGAGAUUGUUCUGCCCUUUCCACCUUGUCCGUUCCUCUGUCGUUACCAUGGCGCUGUCACCUUGGUUACUGUGGAUGUGUCCUGUGUUGCUUAGCAACAUUGCUCCUUCGGAACAAGGUUUGAGCAGGGCAGCAAUGCCCUUCGGCCUCAUGAGGAGAGAGCUGGCGUGUGAGGGUUAUCCCAUUGAGCUGCGCUGUCCGGGAAGCGAUGUCAUCAUGAUUGAAACAGCCAACUACGGACGCACGGACGACAAGAUCUGUGAUGCCGACCCCUUUCAGAUGGAGAAUGUGCAGUGUUAUCAGCCAGACGCGUUUAAGAUCAUGUCACACAGGUGUAAUAACAGGACUCAGUGUGUGGUGGUCGCUGGUGCAGAUGUGUUUCCUGACCCGUGUCCAGGCACAUACAAAUAUCUGGAGAUCCAGUAUGAAUGUGUUCCUUACAAAGUGGACCAAAAAGUUUUUGUUUGUCCCGGGACAUUAAUGCGAGUGUUGGAGCCCAGUUCAGUUCGGGAGGCGGAGCAUCAGUCAGGGGCGUGGUGUAAGGACCCUCUGCAGGCUGGCGAUAGGCUGUACGUUAUGCCCUGGACACCGUAUCGAACAGACAUGCUAUAUGAAUAUGCUUCCUGGGAUGAUUACAUCCAAAACAGGGUCACGACUACUUAUAAGUUGCCCAGUCGAGUGGACGGCACAGGUUUCGUCGUGUACGAUGGGGCCGUGUUCUACAAUAAAGAACGCACACGUAACAUCGUGAAAUAUGAUCUGCGGACGCGUAUCAAGAGCGGUGAGGCCAUUAUUGGGACUGCAAACUACCACGACACAUCCCCGUACCGCUGGGGCGGAAAGUCAGACAUCGAUCUGGCAGUGGAUGAACACGGCCUUUGGGUUAUAUACGCUACUGAAGCCAAUAACGGGCGUCUGGUUGUUAGCCAGGUGAACCCAUACACACUGCGCUUUGAGGGGACUUGGCAGACGAAUUUUGAGAAACGCAUGGCAUCAGAUGCGUUCAUGGCGUGUGGCGUGUUGUACGCCGUGCGUUCGGUGUACCAGGAUGACGACAGUGAGGCAGGUGGAGAUCUGAUCCUGUACGCUUACGACACACGCCAUAACCGAGAAGAAUCGGUCAGGAUCGCGUUCCCAAACCCAUACCAGCACAUCUCCUCCAUCAGCUACAACCCCAGAGAUAACCAGCUGUACGUCUGGAACAACUACAUCGUCCUGCGCUAUCCACUGGAGUUCAGCCCUCCCCAACCCACCACAGAUUCUCUCUCCACACCUCUCCUCUCCACCACUCCUCUGAACUCUCUCUCCUCCACGACGUCGAUGGCCUUCAGUCCCACGUCUGUGCCGUCUGUGACCUUUCACCCCGUUGGAGCAAUAAACAGGGCUCCAGCCGGACGACCAAUCACAGCCACUGUACCGGUGACCAUAAGGCCCCCGCGCCGGCCCCAGGGCCCGCGCACACCCAUGUGUGAGGGACGGGUGACCCGAGGGGUCCAGUGGCCCCCUACACAUCGAGGAGAAACAGUGGAGAGACCCUGUCCUAAAGGAUCACUCGGUAUUGCAUCAUAUCAAUGUAUGACUGAUGAGGUGGUGUGGAACCCCAGAGGUCCUGACCUCAGUAACUGCACCUCACCAUGGGUCAACCAGAUCGCUCAAAAGAUCAAGAGCGGGGAGAACGCUGCACAUAUUGCUGCUGUACUUGUCAAUUCUACAAGGGGGAGGGUCUAUGCUGGUGAUGUCACUUCCUCUGUGCGUCUGAUGGAGCAGUUGUUAGAUAUUCUGGACUCGCAGUUACAGGCUCUCCGACCCGGAAACAAAGAGUCAGCUACACGAAACUACAACAAGCUGCAGAAGAGAGAGAGGACGUGCAGAGCGUUUAUUCAGGCCGUGGUCCAGACAGUGGAUAAUCUGCUGCGUUUGGAGGCGCUGGAGUCAUGGCAGGACAUGAACACAACAGAACAAUCUCACGCUGCCACCAUGCUCCUGGAUGUCAUGGAGAAAGGAGCGUUCCUAUUGGCCAAUAAUCUAUACGGGGGUCACUUCAGUGAUCGUGCGCCCAAUGUUGAUCUGGAGGUGUAUGUGCUGAACACAGAGAUGGAGUUAAAGGAUCUGUCAUUCCCUAACACUUACGACAGUGACAGCACCAUCCAUGUGUCCUCAUCCACAAUCAAACAAUACAGCCGCAAUGGUCAGGUGAAGGUGGUUUUUACUCUCUAUAAGAAUCUGGGUUUGUUUCUGACCACUCAAAACGCCACAGUAAAGACAGAAGGGGAGAUGAAAGCUGGUGGACACAGUCUUGCCGUCAACUCGCACAUCAUCUCUGCGUCCAUGAACAAAGAGUCAAGUCGAGUAUUUCUGACAGAGCCUGUUGUAUUUACACUACGUCACCUGCAGCUGGAGAAUCACUUCAGCCCCAACUGUUCCUUCUGGAAUUACUCGGAGCGCACGAUGAAGGGCCAGUGGUCUUCUCAGGGCUGUAGACGUCUACACAGUAACAACACACACACCACCUGUGCCUGCUCACAUCUCACCAACUUCGCUGUGCUUAUGAACCACCAGCAGCCUGCUUAUCCGGGCGGCAUGCAGGGCUUGAUUCUGUUCGUCAUUACGUGGGUGGGGAUGGUGAUCUCUCUGGUGUGUUUGGCUCUGUGUAUCUCCACCUUUUGCUGCCUGCGUGGCCUCCAGAGCGACCGCACCACCAUCCACAAGAACCUGUGCCUCACCCUCUUCAUCUCACAGCUCCUCUUCCUCAUCGGCAUGGAUAAAACGCACUACACAGUUGUGUGUCCCGUGCUGGCUGGUCUUCUACAUUUCUUCCUGUUAUCUGUGUUCUGCUGGCUCUGUAUGGAGACGGUUCAGCUCUACGUUCUCAUGGUGGAGGUGUUCGAAAGCGAGACGUCUCGUCGUAAAUACUACUACCUCUCUGCAUACGGCUUCCCCACACUAGUGGUGGCCAUCUCCACUGCCAUCGACUACAGGAGCUACGGAGGAACUAAAGCUUGUUGGCUGAGGGUGGAUAACUACUUCAUCUGGACAUUCAUUGGCCCCGCCUCCCUUGUUAUCCUGCUGAACCUGGCAGUGCUGGUCAUCACUGUACACCGCAUGCUCAGACAUUCAACCGUACUGAAGCCAGACUCCAGCCGAUUCGACAACAUAAAAUGUUGGACGCUCAGCUCCGUCACCCUGCUCUUACUCGUCUCUCUCACGUGGAUUUUUGGCCUGUUGUUUAUAAAUGACAGCAGUGUGGUGAUGGCGUAUCUUUUUACCUCCUUCAAUGCAUUACAUGGCAUGUUCAUCUUCCUCCUCCAUUGCGCCCUGCAGAAGAAGGUGCAGAAAGAAUACAGCAAAUGUUUGCGACAGUCACCCUGCUGUGGCCACGCCUCCUCAACCAGUUCCCAUGGUUCCCUCAAGAGCUCCGCCCACAGAGGCAACAAUCGCUAUUAUGGCGGUAGCCAAUCACGACAUGCACCAGCGCAAAGACAGAGUCGUAUCAGGAGGAUGUGGAACGACACUGUUCGAAGGCAGACAGAGUCAUCAUUCAUGACAGCAGAGAUCAACAACACACACACACUCACCAGAGGAACUAUGAGUAAUCACCUCUUGGCCAAUCCGAUGCUGCAGAGCCGUUCUGGCUCCUCCCCUUACAACACUUUAUUGGCUGAAACGUUUAAUCCGCCAUCACCAGCAGUGUUUAAUGCUACAGGCACAUUCAGAAACUCAAAGGGCACUCUGUCACGCAGUCGUGAGUCUUGUGGAUUAGAGGGAGUUCGUCUGAACGGAAACUACAACAACAGCUACUCGCUGCAUGGAGGAAGCGCUGAUCUUCUAGGGGGCGUUCCUGUGGGAUCUGGGGGCGUGUCUGGAGAAGUUAGCCCUGGCCUUUUGACACCCAGAGGGGCGGAGCCUACUAGCGGUCUGCGGCGAAACCUUUCAGACGCAGCGGCGUUGGAGAAGAUGAUCAUAUCGGAGCUGGUGCAGAGCAACCUGCGUCCUUCCACCGAUCGCUACGGCAACGGAACCAAUUCGACGAUGCAUCGACAAGAUUACUCCACGUCGACGGGUCACAGAGAGCCUCCGCAGCGCCCGCUGCCCCGCCCUCCUCCCCCACCUCCGCAGGACGAGGAGGAGUUAUUAUACAAAGCUUUGGAAAAACCACGUCUACCGGACAAACCUCGGCUACCUGACAAACCCCGCCUGCCGGAUAAGCCUCGCCUUUUGGAGCACGCUCAGUCCGUGUUCUACCAGAGCGAGGAGGACUCGGAGAGCUUCUCAGCGGAAAUCGCAGACGGAGUAGGCGGGACCGGACCUGACUCCGCCUCCCUGUACGCACGAGACCGAGAUUCGUCCUAUCCCGAUAGCAGUCCCGAGGCGCUGGGGCCGGACCCGCACUCGACCCUCCCACCGGACGAGCUGUACUUCAGUGCAGGACGCCAGGCUCACGUCUCUGCUUUUUACCAGCCUCCACCACGCCGGACCGGUGAUGAGAGUCGAAUCGCGCUGCAACCGUCGCAAGGAGAAGGUGAUGGACAGAUGCAGCUGGUGACGAGUCUGUGACUAGGGCGCUGGUGACCAGGACACGCAGAUCUGGAGGAGGACAUUGAGGACAGACAUCUUCAUCAUCAUCAUCGUAAUUAAUAAAUAUUAUGGAAACGGUCAAGAACAUGUCCAGGUCAUAUUUCACCACAAAAUCAAAAGAAAGUCAUAUGAUUUUUAUAACUGUUUCGCUUCUUUUUUAAGCGUUUUCAGGCUUCUCGUACUCAACUGUAUUGAGAAAAAUCCCAUCGAAAAAUAUAUCACAUCUGGCGAAGCAUUUAUCCAAAACUAUUAACAAUUAAUUCAUGCUUUGUAUUAUGUAAGUUAUACAUUUUCCUUUGUGAAAAUCUGGACGCAACACCUGUUGCAUUACAGUAAUGAUAAUUUGGUGAAAAGUGAUGAUGUCAUAGUGAAUUAAUGUAAACCUUAGAGGUCCAUACACAAAACAACUUUGAUUUUGGGGUAAAAUAUGAGGUGUACGGUAUGCAUCUGUCGUAUUUUCAGAUGGCUAAUGCAUUGAUAAAUGAUUGUUUAUGGUGAGAUUUUACUGAUAAAGCACUACAGCCUUAAAUUAAAUCCAUGAUAUAUCUCAGAGAUGAUGAUGAUGAUGAUGUUGGCUUCCUCCUCCACGUCUCUGUUUCCUGGUCACCCACACACCCACCCUGAUCAUCUCACUGCCAUUCAGAUGCAUCACUGUUUCACCACAUCAACCUUUGCCAUCUCUCGUUUCUAACCAGACUGUCAAAGCAUUUAUCCAUUAUCUCUUCCAUCCCCUUCCAGCUGAAAGUAAAACAGCUGACACCCGUCUAAGGUGGUUAGCUGGUUUCACGGUCUGCUCAAGCUAGUUUGGCUGUUUAUUGAACGAUGAUGAUGCUGCGAGACCUGCUGGCCGAACACCUGCUGGCUGACACCAGCAAACCACUUCAGUCUGGUUAAGGCUGGGUAUUUCUGUACACGGGGAUUUCCUCUUGUUUUCAGGGUGGUGUGUUGAAUGUGUGUCUAACUUUACAGAAUGUGAUAAAACUGUACACCAGACACUGCAGCUCUUGAUACUGUACAUGCCAAAAAUUCACACAAACACUCGCUCACUCCUCGAGAGGGAUUACUGUUUGGAUCAGGCUCUCAUCAUAGAGGUUAAAGUCAUAAGACCACAGAGUAUGUUAUUUUAUCAGACUGUGGUAGUGUGGCAAAUAAAAAUGACAUAAAAAACUGCUAUGCCACCUGCCUAGACGCAGACCAAUCAUCUUCUGUGGUGAGGAAAAACCGACCAAUCAUCUCGUUGAGUUUUGAGGAAGUUGACUCAACGCCUCUCCCUCUUCCUGUGUUUAAUAUUGCUGAAGUUCAAAGCGUAUCGUUCAACAACAAAACGAACGUUGUGUCUUCUGGAACUUUUGUGUAAAUAAAACUGAGAGACGUUGCGUCUCUAGAUGAGCUUCUCUUCACUUCCUGAUUUAUGAUUGAAAAACAUCGUAAAGAAUCUGUAGAUGAACUGACGACACGUCUGCUUCCUCUUUCUCUGUCCAUUUCUGUCUGUCUGACUGUGUUUCAUGUAAAAAGAUAAGAAAUGUUUUUUAAUCAAAAUAAAACAAACUACAGCUAACUGAG